GACUUGGCUGGCCGGUUAGUUCCAGUUGAGAUUCCAUCCGAAGAAAGUCGUUCCUUAUUAUUCAAUGUGAUAAUGCAUUCGGGUGUGCAACGUUCAUUGAUAGUUUUGGUGCUGGUUGCUGGAACUGCAUGGGGUGCUGCAGUUCCCUGUGAUUUGGGAUCCGCGGGUCCAGAGGUAGCAUCCAAGGAAUGGCAACCUAGAACUCCGGAACAGACUCUAUACGCCUACGUUCGUUGUCUGAACGACUCAUCAGCCAGUAUAGAUAUGAAGAUUCGAUGGGUCCGAUGGCAACCGGAUGCUUCGGCCGAAAGUCAGUGCUACGUCAAAUGUGUCAGUGAAGAGCUACGGCUUUAUGACUCUGAGCGACAUCAGUUCAAUCCGGAACGAUUUAUCAAACAAGCCGAGGCUUUCUCUUACGCUGAUCAGGAAGAACUACAGAAGUUACGGGUGAAUGCCGAAUCGAUGCUAUCUGGAGCACUUCCGGAUAGUUCCUGUGAAACUGUUUUCAUGAAGUAUGGUCCUUUCUACGUUACCCAUAUGAACACGAUCUUGAGAAUGUUCCAUGGAGACUACAGAGAUCUACCCAAAACCUACCAGACAUUAGGUCCUCACGUAAAGCAGAUUGGUCAAACUUUUAUCAACUACUGUGUCAGUGAAAAUGAUGGAAGCACCAAUAUCUGGAGCGAAGAUUCCGACCACAGUGGAUGUCCUUCAACGGCUUUGGUGGAUUGCAUCUUCCGCGGAUUCAGAUGGAUCACCGAGGAAGGUCGUGUCAAUGCCAACGAAAUUGUUCGCGAUUAUCGGGCAGCCGGGUUUGAUGAUGAAAGUGAUCUUUGUGGUUCGAUCCAGUCCGGCACCGGGGAGCUGUAUCGCUGUCUACGUGAUAAGGACCACGAAAAACUGGCCAAGGUGAUAAGAGAACGGGAUCAACGGACGGCGUUCUACUUCGAUGCUAGUUCCCAGGAAGAACCGUGGAAGUCCGCGGUUGAGUUUGCUACCAAUUUGGUGUAGAUUGUUUGAAGUACACAAGAACUGAAUUAAAAUACUAACUUGCAAACUGUGUGUCUUUAAA
Molecule: messenger RNA, 1072 nt
Organism: Uranotaenia lowii
Lineage: Eukaryota; Metazoa; Arthropoda; Insecta; Diptera; Culicidae
Product: 37 kDa salivary gland allergen Aed a 2-like
Exons: 2
Coding region: 73-1011 (312 amino acids)
Biological process (GO): sensory perception of smell
Molecular function (GO): odorant binding
Source: RefSeq, a predicted model, not a curated record